AUGGGAGCAGGUGCUUCCUGGUCCUGCCUCUUGGGUCUCACUGUCUUACUGGUUCUGCCAGGAUCAGAAGCCGAGAAUUCUGGGGCUUUCUGUCCUCCAUGCCCUAAAUAUGCCAAGUGCCACAACAGCACCCACUGCACCUGUGAACACGGCUUUUGGGCCAGGUCUGGCAGGACAUACUUUCAUGAGUUCUCUGAGAAGUGUGAAGAUAUUAAUGAAUGUGAGACCGGGCUGGCAAAGUGCAAGUAUGAAGCUUAUUGUAAAAAUAAAAUUGGAGCCUACAUCUGUAGCUGUUUGGUAAAACAUCCUAGCUUCAACUGGCUGGCUAGUUUGAUAGAUUAUAAUCAUCCGGAUUGUUAUGAGGACGAUAGUCAAGGGACACAGGCAAAAGUGGAUAUUUGGGAAAAUCUGAGAAGAAAUGGAAGCAGAGAGGACAUUGCAAGACAGGCUACUCAACUAAUUCAGAGCGUGGAGUUGAAGAUCUGGAAUGACAGUUUUGCUUCUCCAGGAAAGGGUCGAAUUUCUGACUUAGAUGUAGUUUAUGAAACCAAGAGGUGCAAUGAAACAAGGGAGAACGCUUUUCUGGAAGCUGGAAAUAACACCAUGGAUAUCAACUGUGUGCUGUGCUCCGUCAUUGCAGGGCUGCUGCACUUCCUCUACCUGGCUUGCUUCACCUGGAUGCUCCUGGAAGGGCUGCACCUCUUCCUCACCGUCAGGAAUCUCAGGGUGGCCAACUACACCAGCAUGGGCAGAUUCAAGAAGAGGUUCAUGUACCCUGUAGGCUACGGGAUCCCAGCUGUGAUUAUUGCUGUGUCUGCAAUAGUUGGACCCCAGAAUUAUGGAACAUUUACUCA
This is a messenger RNA of Cercocebus atys (sooty mangabey), 854 nucleotides long. Its product is annotated as putative EGF-like module-containing mucin-like hormone receptor-like 4. The record is from RefSeq and is a predicted model, not a curated record. The annotation marks the transcript as partial. Gene Ontology annotation, cellular component: membrane. NCBI's taxonomy places the organism in Eukaryota, Metazoa, Chordata, Mammalia, Primates, Cercopithecidae. The transcript has 8 exons. Gene Ontology annotation, molecular function: G protein-coupled receptor activity; calcium ion binding. Gene Ontology annotation, biological process: cell surface receptor signaling pathway; adenylate cyclase-activating G protein-coupled receptor signaling pathway.